CAUGUUACAGUACAGGUUUUCUCUUAUGGAGCUUGUGUUUAUAAAAGUGCUACCACACCCUGACCUCAUUCUUCACAGGAAUAACCUAGUUUCCAAGGAACGGGGUCAGAAUGAUUAAAGGCAAAGCAUUUUGUGUGGUGCUCUGGAAAAGCAAAUUAGCCAUUCACUUCUGGAGGGCAAACUCAGAUUUGGCUUUGGAUCACAGUUAAAAAAGAGCUUAAUGUUCAGAUGAAUAAGAAAUAAAAAUGGAUGACUGGUGGCGUGAGUUGACUUUAGCUUGAAGAUGGCAUCAUGCCUUUAUGAAUGCCUUUGUGAGGCAGAACUUGAAAAAUACUAUCCCCAUUUUGCUGCCUUUGGUCUUCAGAAGAUUGAUGAGCUUGCCAAAGUUUCCACGAAAGAUUAUACCAAACUAGGGGUCCAUGACAUGAAUGACCGCAAACGCCUCUUUCAGCUCAUUAGAAUAAUCAAAAUUAUGCAGGAGGAAGACAUUGCAGACUUAAGCAAGCAAGAUUUUCAACGAAGUGGCCUUUUCGUUCAGCCUCAGGUGACCAGAUCAGGUCCCCGUAGACAGCUGCAUUUUGAGUCCUUCUUUGAAGAAAAUGAUGGAACAGUUAAAGACUCUGAAUCUGAAUCAUAUGGUUCAUCUGAUUUCAGUGCUAAUGAAGAGAAGAACAGUGUAGGGGAAAUGUUGGGACACAUUCAACCACAUGAUUCAGAGCGGAUCAGAUUAACUAGAAGAGACCUAAGUACUUCUGGAAUAUGCACAAAAAAGGACCUGAGCUGUCCAACAGUUUCUGAUGAUAUUGCUCCUCUCCUGGGGGAUUCUGAAGCUCCUAUUGUACAAAGAAUAACUCAUAUUUCAGGGUAUAAUUAUGGACUACCACAUUCCUGUGUCAGAUCCAGUACUUCUGAGAAAGAGACUCCAUGGACAGAGAGUGAAAAAAUCAGAGUGUGUGUCCGAAAACGUCCUCUAGGCCUGAGAGAGGAGCGACGUGGGGAGGUUAAUAUCAUCACAGUGAAAGACAAAGAAACCCUACUUCUUCAUGAGAAGAAGGAGGCGGUUGAUCUCACUCAAUAUAUUUUACAGCAUGUUUUUUAUUUUGAUGAAGUCUUUGGGGAGUCAUGUACCAAUCAGGAUGUCUAUAUGAAGACAGCUCAUCCUCUCAUUCAGCAUAUUUUUAACGGAGGCAAUGCAACCUGCUUUGCAUAUGGGCAGACUGGUGCUGGCAAGACUUACACUAUGAUAGGUACUCACCGGAACCCAGGACUCUAUGCCUUGGCUGCCAAGGACAUCUUUAGACACCUGGAAGCAUCACAGUCAAGGAAAGAUCUCCUUGUUUUGAUCAGUUUUUAUGAGAUCUACUGUGGACAGCUUUAUGACCUGCUAAAUGGAAGGAAGAGACUUUUUGCAAGAGAAGAUAGCAAGCAUGUUGUUCAAAUAGUUGGACUGCGGGAGGUUCAGGUGGACUCUGUAGAUCUACUAUUGGAGGUGAUUUUGAAGGGGGGAAAAGAACGUAGCACAGGAGCUACUGGAGUCAACUCAGAUUCUUCUCGAUCUCAUGCUAUCAUCCAAAUCCAAAUUAAAGACACAGCCAACAGGACAUUUGGAAGGAUAUCAUUCAUUGACUUGGCUGGCAGCGAAAGGGCAGCUGAUGCCAGAGACUCAGAUCGACAAACAAAAAUGGAAGGAGCAGAAAUAAACCAAAGUCUUUUAGCACUAAAGGAAUGCAUUCGGGCAUUGGAUCAGGAACAUGCGCAUACUCCUUUCCGGCAAAGCAAAUUAACUCAGGUGUUAAAGGAUUCUUUCAUUGGCAAUUCCAAGACGUGUAUGAUUGCCAAUGUAUCACCUAGCCACAUAGCUACAGAGCAUACCCUGAACACUUUACGAUAUGCUGACAGGGUCAAAGAGCUGAAGAAAGGGAUUAAAUGUUCAACCCCUGUCACAAACAGGCAUCGGGCAGCUGGAAACGUAUCUCCAAAACGUGUCCAAAACUCUCCCUCUCUGCCACCUGGGGAAAAGAGCUCUCCAAAGAAAGUGAAGCUAGGCCUCCAGCAUCCCUCAAGUGCUACAAAAACAAAGGCUUGUCCUGCAGUACUCCAGCCACCAAGUGUCCCUUUUACCUCUACCCCCAGGGGAAUCAACAAAGGACAUGCCUACAAAGGAAAUCCCAGCUCAUCGUGGUUCCACCACACUAGCCCAGUUAAGGGAGUCCUACGGCUAGCACAUCCCCUAAAGAAGAAAACUGAUGAUCUGUCCCCCCACUCUGAAAAGAACCCCACUGCAAAGGAUUUCAUCAUCAAAAAUGCUGCCAUGGCAGAAACAAAAGAGAGUGGCCAGAGAGACAAGUACAUCCAAGACAGACCACCUGUCCAGUGCCUGAAAGUCCAGACAGUGCAACCUGUUCAGAAACAGCUUGUUUCUAGAGAUGAUUUUUCCUCUGGAGAUGGAAAUCUGCCUUCCGAUGGCAGACAGGAAUGGGGAAACGCCUUUGCUAAACAAUGUGUUGAACCCUGGACAAAUCUGCCUCCAUUUCAGAAGGAAAGAGAAGAGCAUUUACGUCUUUAUCACCAGCAGUUUCAGCAGCCACCUAUUCUACAGCAAAAAUUGAACUAUCAAUCUCUCGAGAGGUUUUUAAUGCAAUACAAGCCCCAGGAGAUUCAAGUGAAGCAGGAGCUGAGCCGUACUCCCACAGAAAUACAGAGCAAAGAGGGGAUGCAGCUGGAAGAUCUGGAUGACAGUGAUUUCAGUGAAGAUUCUUUCUCACCUGUCUGUAGUCAAAAGAGCGUGAAAAGGAGAAACACCAGCAAAUGCAGUCAACAUUCAUUUUUCCUUCAUCAAAGAGAACAAGGAAAUGAAGAAGAGCAAAAAGGCCAAAAGCGACAGGAUUUAUUUUUUAAAUAUGCAAUACCCACUCAAGAACAUGAACUAGAUGACAGCUGGGAUUGUAGUGAGGGCAGCCCAAAGACAGAGGAAUCCAUUAAAAAUGCAGGCUGCAGCAAAACUCCAUCAGACUGGAGCUAUGACUUAACUAUUGAGUCCUCUCCAAGCAAUACUGCAGAAAAACCUUACUGCCUGCAGGAAGAUCCUGCUUGUAACUGGAAAAAUGGCAAUGAUUUCCUAGCUGAUCACAAACAGUACAAAUCCAAACACAGAUGUCUCGUUUACUCCAGUAAAGCCACCUUAACUCCAGAAAAGGGUGCUUCAAACUCAUAUGUUUCUCCUGUAUUGAAAUCAGGAACUCCAGAGUGCAAAGAGAUUGACUUCCAGCAUGAAGUGAAGGAAGAAUCCACUUUGGAUAGACAGGCUGCCCUUGCAGGAGAUGUAAAAUGGAAAGCUCAAAAAAAUGGAGUUAACCUCUGUGGAUCUUCCAGUUGUUCCUCAGAAUUCACUUCUGAGCUAAUGGCCCCUCUCACAGUAUCCCUUCUCGACUACAAGGAAACAACUGAUACAGAGAAAGUGUCUCCUAACCACGAGAAGUGCCCCUGUGUGAAGCAGAUGUCAGACAAGAACAUACAUAGCUCCCAGAACAGGUUUGAGGAAGAGGGCUGGCAGUGUACAAGAAGCAGAGCUCUGACAGACAGCAUGCUGGAACUGGGGGAGCAAAUGCGUCGCGGUGGAAGACACUGCGCCCUGCUGCGUUCCCCACAAACAGCGGACAAGUGGCUUUCACCCGCCUGCUGUGAUGUGAAGGCAUGCUGCUGCCUUCUGGGCUCAGGUUCACCAAAGCAAGGAGUUGUUCACAGUUUAUUUGUUGGAUGUGACCCGACAGAAAUAUCCGCAACUAAAUCCACGGGCUCCAGGGGAGACAGAGAGGGUAGUUCGUUUCUCAGUAACUCAAUGUGCAAAGAAUACUCAGGUGGCAGACACUGUGAUGCUGAUGUUAAAGAUAAUACUGGUAAUUCAGGAGAAUCUAACUCAAAUCAAGGAUCUAGUGUUGAGCCCGUGGCUCAGGAAAUAAAUGCUGAUAUACCUGAAAAGAGCUAUUUUUCAGGUGCCUCAUGCUUUCUCAGUGUGGGCCAUACAGAUUACCGAGUCCAGUCUCCCUCUCACGAAAGCAGCCUGCUGUUGCAGCCCAAGUCAGGACUGAGGAAUGAGGACUUCAGUCAUUCUGAAGACCCAGCCAAGUCAACGUUCAGCAGUGAGGAGAUAGAGUUGCUGAAAAACAAGUUAAUGCAGAGUAUUUUUACACAAGAGACUUUUUCUGCAGAUUCAGGAUUUGCAAUCAAAGAUAAUAAGCCAUUAGCAAAUUUAAAGAGCCCCUCAGGCAUGUCCAGCAGCAGCUCUCCGAGUGCUACAUCAGAGAUGGGAAAAUGGCAGAGGGAAGCCCUAGGAAAGGCACAGCAGGACGUAAUUCAGGCCCAUCGGCAGCAGCUGGAUGAAAUGGCAUCUUUGUGCUUCAAGGAAGAGUGCUUGAUAAAUCAGAUAGCAGCAAUGGAUUUUCAGAACUUCAUGACCAAGCUGGAUGAAAUCUUGGUGCUGAAGUCAAAGUGUAUCCAAACGAUGCGAGCCCAGCUUCAGCUCUAUUUAGCCUCUUCUGGCACUGACAUGUCCCUGCAAACACCUCCGCCAGUUUAGACCUUCUUUGCUUACACAUGCAGAAGAACAGCUAUGGAAACAGCCAGUGUUUCGCCACACUUGGUGCUGCAGAGUGUGGGUGGAUAGGGGAUAGCUUUUGGUUUGAUGUUUGUGAUUAGUGUGUGUUUUAGCUAAGGAUGGAGAGAAUUCUGAGCAAAUGAGAGAUGACUACUUGGCACCACAAGCUUUUGUAUUUCCUUAAUACCAGUAAGCCAUGUUCUUAAGAAUAAUAAUUCAGCAGCCUUUAAAUAUCUCACCAAGCAGCAGACAGUGCUGUCCACAGUAUUCAUGGCAGCUUCUCACAUGUUAAAGGCACUUCAGUGUUGCCAAGAAAAUGAGGGGGAAAGAAGAAAGCACUUUGAAGCCAGAUACAGGUCUGAACAGAAAUGCUCAAAAGCUAUCCAGAAAAGUGUUUGCAAACAGAAGCCAGGAAAGAGAGACGAGCCACUGUUUGUUAAGCACACUAAUGUAACUAGACUCUAAGUAAAUGGAAGUCAAGGCAGGGCGAGAAGUGCCGUCACUUUCAGAAGAAGGAAGGCUGUCCUCACAUUUGUUCUUUGCUUGGGAUGACGACUCCAAAGCUCCUGAAAGAGGUGGGUUAAAUCAUGGGUAAUGAGUGGGGUAGUAAGGACUUUGCACCAAAGCUUCAUCUAGCAUGUUAAUAAGCAUGUGGGUUUCAUACCUGCUGCCAACAGUGAGAGGCCAACAGCUUACCCGCUGCAAACAAUGUCUGAUCUCUGCACUAUGGCACAGCUGUAGAGCGCUCAUCGUCUGGACUGACAGAACGGAUUUUUCACAUCAAAAGAGGGUCUGGUUAGAGGCAGUAGGAUGUCAGAAGCUGCCAACAGUGCUGUUAUGUGAAGCUGGUAUUUGAAUCAAAAACUACAGAACGAUCAGCUGGAGCCCUGCAAAAGCUCCGCUGCUGCAUGCAUCACGACUGAACCACAAAACAAGUCCACUUGCUGAAGCCACAAGUGACCUUGAAACAUGCUCAGCUGACAAUGUGCUGUGUGAGUGCUCCCACUCCAAAAUUAGGGCUGUCACAGCACAUUCGGCCAUCUUGGCGUCUCCUCAGUAAUGCCUGUAGUAGCUGCAUCAAAGCCUGCUCAGUAGCCAGAAAUGCCAAGGGUAAGGGAACACUGCUGUCUGACCAGCUGUGAAUUUUACUGCCUGCUUCUUCAGCUACCCCAAAGAGCCCAGGUUUGGCUGAGCAGCCAUACACUAAUUGCAGUGACACUCGGUUAUCUGGGUUGCAUACUUGGUGCAAAUGUUCCCAGGAAUGUCACACAGCAUAGCCCUGCGGAACAGAAGUGCAAGGGGUGGACUUGUCACAGAAGAAGAAAGUCCUAUAUCAAUGCCCUGACUAUUGGGGUUUUUUUAGUACUGGUUAGUCUCCAUCUAGCAACUGAGGCUGGAUUACUCUGUGGAGCAGAGAGCAGUCCCUCCAGGGUCUGAGUUUAUGAGUCUCAAGGUGGUUCCUGUGUCCAGGCUACAGGCCAGAAGCAAGUCACACCUGAACCCAGGUCUCCCUUUUCAGAAGCCUCCCCACCCUGAGAAAUGAGGCUUCUAGGAGCAAGACUCUUAGUGUCAGCAGUAUUUUGGUAUUUGUGCACACCACAGAACAGUCAUGCUUGACAGCCACCAGAGAGCUAUAAAGCAGUGGCACACCCAGUGCCUUGUUAAAACCAUGGAGGGAAGAGUAGGCAUUAAACUGAGCUUUCCCUUUAGAACAAGCAACUCUUAGAAAGCCUCCCUCCACCUCCUAGGGCCAGGGAGAGCUCUCCCGUGCAUAAGGUGAGGAGAACAAGUUGCAGUUGGGUAGUCCUUGUACCUUCUGAAAGCAUAAAUGAAAGCACUUAGAGUAGUUUCCCCACCACUUUCUCAGCAAGCACACAGAAAAUGGCUAUCGGAGAGCUGCUGAGAAGUUUUGCAACUUCGUUUGGAGCUGAGGAAAUGGUCGGGGUGUAGUAUAUGUGCACAGGUCACAGGAAAAUGAGAUGUCCAGCCAGUAACGCAAUGCUAGGGAGGGAAACUUUCCUCCACGUACUCUGACAUCUGGGAGACCAGUAUUCGUUAAUUGUACUUUCAGGUUUUUUUAAAGAGCAGCUCAGCACAGUACAUUCACAGGCAUUUUCAGUCCCUUACCAAAGCUGGCCAUUUCUAAAGCAACACACAAGGAAGAACCAUUCGCACAACCAGUGGUGCCAUGUCCUAACCUCAGUAUUUUCAGCAGUAGUUGUAACGAGACAGAUGAGUGACCAAAAAUUUCCAUGAGCAGAGGAAAUGGGAGUUAAGUCAGCUACCAAAUUUGAGCCACUUGUAAGGCCUGUCUGGUCUACUGUGCAAAAGGCAAGUCCAAACCCCAGUGCAAGUUCCCAGAGCAGGAACUAUUCACGCCCUGGAGGAAUGGCCAGGAACAGUGAGAAACAACAAAUAAACAGAACAACAACAAAGCAGUUUUCCAAGUUCUGAUAAUCUUUUUUAAACUGGAGCCAUCCAGCCAAUCCACAAGAGUAUACCUUGUUAAAUAUAAGAUUUUAUCAUCAGUCUGUCCUCAGAAUUUUAUUUUUCCCUACUGAAUGUGAGACUUGACUAAAAUAAAAAAAAUAAAGCAGCCCUGGCUGUGAAAAGCCACCCAUCCUUGGCAAUAACAGGAGUACAGAAAAGCUUGAAGUGCUGCAUGCCCAGGGGAUACCAAAACUGGGCUCCUAGUGCGCAACAGAAACCACCAAAGCUGUUGUCAAAAAUGGUAACGUUUUUCUCUCCACUCUUACAAUUACCUAGAUGCUGCUUUAAUUCUUGUGUGAAAAUGUGCUAAAUGAGCAUUUUAGAAGUGUCACCCCCUUCCUGCUCUUUGAUAUUGCGCUGACAACUGAUGUGAAUGGUGUUCAUUUCAACUUGAAUGUAUGUGAAAGUGUGUGUCAUUACAGCAGUCUAAGAGAUCAAGAGAGCCUGGCCAUGUACAAUCAAAUAAAUACAGAACUAAAAUGGGUUCACUUUUGGAUUCAGGUGCAACAAAGACUAGUAAUGCUCAUGGCAGAUGCUUGAUAUUUUAUUUGAGUAAUUUACAUUAUUUAAAAUAAAAUUCAAUUUACUACAGAA
Molecule: messenger RNA, 7678 nt
Organism: Harpia harpyja (harpy eagle)
Lineage: Eukaryota; Metazoa; Chordata; Aves; Accipitriformes; Accipitridae
Gene: KIF24
Product: kinesin family member 24
Exons: 13
Coding region: 284-4576 (1430 amino acids)
Biological process (GO): microtubule-based movement
Molecular function (GO): microtubule binding; ATP binding; microtubule motor activity
Source: RefSeq, a predicted model, not a curated record